This is a messenger RNA of Prunus armeniaca (apricot), 1674 nucleotides long. The record is from the annotation of a GenBank genome assembly. NCBI's taxonomy places the organism in Eukaryota, Viridiplantae, Streptophyta, Magnoliopsida, Rosales, Rosaceae.
AUGGGUGGUUGCUUUUCUACCGUCAAGGUCAGUGGCUCAAAUAGCAACAACACAACCGCGCCCACGGCCAAUCACAACCGGAAACAGAGCACAGCAUCGUCACAAUCAACAACCACGCCGGCCAAGCAAGAACAGAGAAGGACCAAUAGACCCAAUGAGAUGCCCAGGAAGCAGCUUGCCAAUAAACCAAAAGGCAAGCCCAACUCCAGGAGGCAGACCGGGGUCAUACCGUGCGGGAAGCGCACCGAUUUUGGGUACGAUAAGAAUUUCGAUAAGCGAUACACGAUCGGGAAGUUGUUGGGUCAUGGUCAAUUUGGGUACACCUAUGUUGCUACCGAUAAGGCUAAUGGGGAUCGAGUUGCGGUUAAGAGAAUUGAUAAGAACAAGAUGAUUCUACCUAUCGCCGUUGAAGAUGUUAAGCGAGAAGUAAAGAUAUUAAAGGAGCUUGCAGGCCAUGAGAAUGUUGUCCAGUUUUAUAAUGCCUUUGAAGAUGAUUCUUAUGUGUUUAUAGUUAUGGAGUUAUGUGAAGGUGGUGAGUUGCUGGACCGGAUUUUGGAGAAGAAGGACAGCCGUUACACUGAAAAGGAUGCAGCAGUAGUUGUAAGGCAGAUGCUUAAGGUUGCAGCUGAGUGUCAUUUACAUGGUCUGGUGCACCGUGACAUGAAACCUGAGAAUUUUCUUUUCAAGUCAAAAGCCUUGGACUCUCCUUUGAAGGCCACAGAUUUUGGUUUGUCAGACUUUAUAAAACCAGGCAAGAAGUUCCAAGAUAUUGUUGGCAGUGCUUAUUAUGUUGCUCCUGAAGUAUUGAGACGGAAGUCUGGGCCUGAAUCAGAUGUUUGGAGUAUUGGUGUGAUUACCUACAUUUUGCUUUGUGGGAGGCGCCCAUUCUGGGAUAAGACCGAAGAUGGUAUAUUUAAGGAGGUCUUAAGGAACAAGCCUGAUUUUCGCCGCAAACCAUGGCCAACCAUAAGUUCCAGUGCUAAAGAUUUUGUUAAGAAGAUACUGGUAAAGGAUCCUCGAGCAAGGCUAACUGCUGCUCAGGCUCUAUCACACCCAUGGGUUAGAGAAGGAGGCAAUGCAUCAGAGAUUCCUAUCGAUAUAUCUGUUCUAAAUAACAUGCGCCAGUUCGUGAGGUACAGUCGUUUGAAACAGUUUGCUCUAAGGGCAUUAGCUAGCACACUUAAUGCCGAGGAGCUGUCUGAUCUUAAGGAUCAAUUUGAUGCAAUUGAUGUGGAUAAGAACGGUUCCAUUAGUCUUGAAGAAAUGAGACAGGCACUUGCUAAGGAUGUCCCUUGGAAAUUGAAAGAUUCACGGGUCCUUGAGAUACUGGAAGCGAUUGACAGCAACACAGAUGGGCUUGUGGAUUUCACUGAGUUUGUGGCAGCCACUCUGCAUGUGCAUCAAUUGGAGGAACAUGACUCUGAGAAGUGGCAGCAGCGCUCACGGGCAGCCUUUGAGAAAUUCGACAUAGAUAAAGAUGGGUUUAUAACUCCAGAGGAACUUAAAAUGCACACGGGAUUAAGAGGUUCUAUUGAUCCACUUCUCGAAGAGGCUGAUAUUGACAAAGAUGGGAAGAUCAGCCUAUCAGAAUUCCGUAGACUUCUAAGAACUGCGAGCAUUAGUUCGAAAACCGUGACUAGCCCGCCUGGUCAACGGAAUGCUAGGAAGGUGUAG